GGAACGAACUGCGAAGAGAAUGUGGAUGAGUGCAUGUCAAAUCCAUGUCAAAAUGGUGGACAUUGUCGCGACCGUAAUAACGGUUAUACGUGUACUUGUCAACCCGGCUAUUUGGGAGAACAUUGUGAAGUCGAUGUCGCUGUAUGUGAAACGGGCACCGGAGCUAGAUGUCAAAAUGGUGGCGAAUGCAUUGAAGGACCUGGACUUGAAUUCUCCUGUGAAUGUGUUCCCGGUUGGCAUGGACGCAUCUGUCAGCAAGAAAUCAAUGAAUGUGACUCAUCGCCAUGUCAAAACGGUGGUGUUUGUGUCGACAAAUUGGCCAGUUAUGUGUGUGCCUGUCCCAUGGGCUAUACGGGGACGAAUUGUGAAGAGGAAAUCCUAAUAUGUGCCGACAAUCCAUGUCAAAACAAUGCUCUGUGUCUGAUGGAGGAGGGAGUGCCCACGUGUUACUGUGUACCCGAUUAUCAUGGCGAGAAGUGUGAGUACCAGUACGAUGAAUGUCAGCUGGGACCGAGAUGUAUGAAUGGUGGUGUCUGUAUAGAUGGUGUAGAUACGUUUUCCUGUUCCUGCCCGCCUCUGCUGACGGGUAUGUUGUGUGAGUGCUUGAUGAUAGGAGAAGAUUCCCUGGACUGUAACUAUACGGCACCAGCUACAUCGGCUACACCCACACAUAAGCCCAGACCAACACCCGAAUUAACCACGCCUAAGGGUGUGGAUGGUGUGAGAUUAUCCACCACGGAUACUUCUGAAUCGGAAACUAAAUCUCAAGAGGAUAUAGAUGAUGGCGCAACAAAAGAAGUAACAAUGGAGGAAGAAGAAUCGAUAGAAAAACCGGGAACAGUAACAAUAUCUGGAACAUCAACCACAGCCAUUACACCACUACAUCCUACAUCAGCGUCAGAAGAAGAUGAGGAUGACAGACAUUUUACCAGCUACACCACAGAAGCUCCCACUUCUUAUGACAUUUACUCUAAAGGUAGUUCAGAGACACCCUACACUUCGCAAGCUAGUGGUUCGGAGGAUGUAGACGAAUCAGAAGAAUCCACCACAAUUAGUCGAUUUGAUAUAAGUACCAGUAGUGAAUUCACUACUGCCAGGCCAUUUAUUACCAGUCAUGGCGUGGACGACUAUAGGCCAGUAACUCAUUCAGAAGAGUCUACUGCCGGCAGUGGUGAAUCUGAGGGUGAAGGAGAUCAUUCAGGCGUUUAUAUACACCCCACGAGACCCAUUUAUACACACACCGUUACCACUUUGGAAACUACAUACACCAUAGAGUACACUACACCCAGACCUACUUAUGGCAAACCCACCUAUUACCCCACAUUUGAAAUACCACCCAUCACAGUGAGACCCGAAACAGAUAGUCAUAUUUCACCCUCAACCGAGGCCGUCUCUCCGGAAGAUCGUGUUGAGGAGGCUGAUAUCUCUGGACCACAUUUCACCAGACCGCAUAUAACUACCACAGCAGCACCAUUCUUUACCGAAUAUCCUGAAGUAGUGGUAACAACGAAAUAUGUGGAUAUUAUUGCUGGUGGCGGCAGCAUUACGACCACAGCACAACCGCCCAGCUACGGCCCCAGUUAUACAAUGACAACAAUUAGCUCAUCUGCUUAUGAUUAUGAUGCCGUUGAGGUAUCAACAUCAGCACCAGGCAUUUCAGUAACUCUUCACAUACCCGAAAAUCGCACCUUCAGCCAGUAUACACCAACUACAAUGCCCACAACAUUGUACUAUCCCGCAACGACUUAUGUCACAAAAUCAAUAGAUUAUGACACAACACCCUAUCAAACCGACAUAGGCGGUGCAUCAACACUGCAUCCAAUUUACACCGAUGAUUUGUCAGGUCAUCAUGUACCCACCACGGGCGGACCAGUGUACACACCUCCCGACUUGCCAACCCCUACAAUGCCCGCGCAACCUUCAGUUUCGGUUAUACCUACUGAAUUUAAGCCGAUUAUUACCUAUGUGCCACCCACGUAUAUACAACCCACCUCAAGACCUACACUACCACCACCCACCUUGUAUACAAUACAACCAACAGAUGUGCCACAAACUCCAGCCACGCCCAGCUAUAGUACUCAGACUCCUAUAGUCUCGAAAGCACCAACUACUGAGGCCAGCAGUGAAGAAGAGGAAAGCUCUAAUACGGUGGGUACGGGAGUGGGUCCAGCUGCAGGUGGUGCAGGCGCUGGUGUGGACAGCGAAGCUCAUGCUGACUGCAUUAAAUAUGGAUGUUAUAAUGGGGGAACUUGUGUUACAACCUCAGAGGGAUCACGGUGUGUUUGUCGGUUUGAUCGUCAAGGUGCUUUAUGUGAAACACCCAUCAUCAUUAAAAAUGCUGCCUUCUCCGGUGAUUCGUAUGUGUCGCAUCGCAUCCACAAGGAUAUACCACAUCAUGAUACAUUGGAUACGGUGUUGCCGAUGCAUGUUCAACUUAAAGUACGCACACGUGCCACCAAUGGUCUCAUAAUGUUAGCUGCCGCACAAGGCACUAAGGGCGGUCAUUAUAUGGCAUUAUUUUUGCAAAAAGGUCUGCUGCAAUUCCAAUUUUCAUGUGGCUUACAGACAAUGCUGCUAAGUGAACUUGAGACUCCAGUGAAUACAGGCCAUGAGAUAACAAUACGUGCCGAAUUGGACUUUAGCCGUAAUUACACCCAUUGUAAUGCUUCUCUGCUGGUUAAUGAUACACUAGCCAUGUCGGGUGAUCAGCCAACCUGGUUGAAAUUAUUGCCACCUCGUCUACAUACUCCGGACACUAUAUUAAAUACUUGGUUACAUUUGGGUGGUGCUCCUCAGGCACCAAUUGGUUUAAUCAUUGAAUUACCGCCCUCUCAAAGUGGCACAGGCUUUACUGGUUGCCUGCACUCAUUGAGAAUCAAUGAAGAAUCAAGAGAGAUAUUUGGGUAUGUGCAGGAUCCAUUUGAUCGUAGCUCGCAUGUGGCAGCUUUGAACGACAUUCAUAGAGACCCCAUCAAUUCCGUGGUAGCAGGAUACCGUGUGAAUGUUGUACUAGGAGAUCGCCUACCACCGAUAACAGACGCCGAUAAGAUUAUGCUGCGUAAAACAAGAGUCGUUCUGGCACAAUACCUUUUGGUCACGCAUAGACCGUGUAGUCCCAAUGUUCAGGGUCCUCAUGAUCCUCCACAUAUCGAACUGUCCAGUCAAUCCUACUUCACUACGUCCAGCGGAUUUAUGGACUCAUCCAGUCGAAGUAGCUCAAUUCCUUGGACUUGA
Calliphora vicina (urban bluebottle blowfly) is the source of this 3234-nucleotide messenger RNA. Its product is annotated as protein eyes shut-like. Lineage: Eukaryota; Metazoa; Arthropoda; Insecta; Diptera; Calliphoridae. The record is from RefSeq and is a predicted model, not a curated record. The coding region runs from base 34 to 3234 and encodes 1066 amino acids. The transcript has 5 exons. Gene Ontology annotation, molecular function: calcium ion binding.